AUGAAAUUCUCACCAGUUGUUCAACCUGAUCUGUAUGCUGAAAUUCUGAAUAUGGGAAAUUCAGAAUAUCUCCAUUAUUUGAAACAACUGACGUUUGGACCGAUUCUACCCCCUCCUGGUUUCGAAGGGCUCUACCAACCUUCACCACCACCAGAGCCUCUUCCGAAGUUUCCACCAAGUCUACCAGCUCUUGCACCACUGCCACAAGAGGUUCCUGCUCCUCCACAGCCUCCUCUACAAAUGCCAAUCAACCCGUUCAUCCGUCCUGCUGUGGACUUUACUAGGUUUUUCAAUCAAACCUACUCAUCUUCAAGCUCAAACGGGUCAAUGCUCGAGGAAAGUGAGUCCAGUGACAACUCUGGACCUGGAUACACUCCUUCACCACCAGGAGGUUAUGACUCAGAUGAUUGCAUGAGCACUGGCUUCUCUGCUUGCUGA
Molecule: messenger RNA, 438 nt
Organism: Ipomoea nil (Japanese morning glory)
Lineage: Eukaryota; Viridiplantae; Streptophyta; Magnoliopsida; Solanales; Convolvulaceae
Product: sesquipedalian-1-like
Exons: 1
Coding region: 1-438 (145 amino acids)
Source: RefSeq, a predicted model, not a curated record